CCCGGCAGGAGAACUAUGAAGUCCGCCAGGUUCUCCUUCUUCUCCGUGAUGGGUCCCUUCUUCAUCCUGUGGGCUCAGCUGCCGUCGGUGCCCGCCCCAUUUUCAGACGUGUGCAGCACCUUCCCAAAGGACUCUGACCGGUGUGGCGACCCCAAACCGCGCUUCUUCUACAACUCCACCUCCAAGGCGUGCGAGCCCUUCACCUACAGAGGCUGCUCGUGGUACCGCAACCGCUUUUACACCAUCGAAGAAUGCCAGCGCUACUGUGGGGUGAUUGAAAAGCCUGGAUCCUGCCUCCCGAGUCCCCGGAACGUCACCCUGGAGUGCUUGGCCGGCUGCCUUCAUGAUGGAAACUGCCCUGGGGAAGAGAAGUGCUGCUCCUAUGGGUGCACCUUGCGCUGCUCUCAGCCCAUCAAAGAUAUUUGCAAGAUGCCUCCAGAUUACGGUGCCUGCCAUGGCAAGUUCCGGAGGUGGCAUUACGACGAGAGUGACCAAAAGUGCAAGAAGUUCACCUACAGCGGCUGCCUCGGCAACGAGAACAACUUCAAGAAGCGCAGGGAGUGCCGGGCCAGGUGCAAGCCAGCAGGGUCCUCCUAAGUCUUCCUCGCUCACCCACUGCCUGGCCCAAGGCCCUCGACCUGGCCAGCCUGCGAUGGCCUCGUGCGAGAACAGACGGGCCCCCCAGCAUGCAUUGCACAGACAAUCCGGGUGUAUGAACCAAUCAAUCAAUGUUUCCGUGAAGUGAUGACAAACGUCUCCGCUGCUGCAAGAAACUUCCUGGUGGUUGACAUGUGCUUCUCCCAAGGGGAUGUGGCAUUGCUCCCAGUGGGGUGCAAAGGACUGUCUGCAUUCUCCAAGAGUUUGCACCCUUCUUCGUAUGCAUGUGCAUGCUCUGCAAAUGCCGGCAUGUGGCAAAUGAAGCCAGGCAGCCAAUGGCACUUGCAGAAACUCUGGUA
Lacerta agilis (Sand lizard) is the source of this 956-nucleotide messenger RNA. Its product is annotated as fused toxin protein-like. The record is from RefSeq and is a predicted model, not a curated record. The transcript is spliced from 5 exons. Bases 16 to 597 code for a protein of 193 amino acids. Gene Ontology annotation, molecular function: serine-type endopeptidase inhibitor activity. Gene Ontology annotation, cellular component: extracellular region. Lineage: Eukaryota; Metazoa; Chordata; Lepidosauria; Squamata; Lacertidae.